AAGCGUUAGCAGUAUUAUGGGACGUAGAUGAUGAUAAAUUACUCGAUCUUUUGACGAUGGAGGAGAAAUUAACCACAGUGGAUAGUAUCGUGCAGCAAAUAGCAAGAAAUUACAAGUCAUAUUUUGGAGGAACAUAUAUAGAUAUAAAAGCAGAAAAGGUAUAUGUCAAUACAGUGAACUCUUCUGCAACUUCCAUUAUAACAAAUUCGCCUAGUAUAAUUCGAAAUAAUUACACUGAUUUUAUUGAAUUUAAACCUGCAAAUAAUUCUUUGACUAUAUUAACAGACCGCUUUGAUGAAAUAUAUGUUCUAGUCAAAAGAUUCAAACCAGAUAAUCAAGACUUUAUAAGAGUCGCUAGUAAAUACCAUCCAACUUUAAUUGUACCUGACAAACCUGUUCCACACCCUAGUUGCAGUAAUAAUGCAAAAGACAAUCGGAUCCUAAAUCGAGAUCUGAUAAAACGUAAGAUCUUAUAUGGAGAAG
This is a messenger RNA of Racocetra persica, 483 nucleotides long. Lineage: Eukaryota; Fungi; Glomeromycota; Glomeromycetes; Diversisporales; Gigasporaceae. The record is from the annotation of a GenBank genome assembly.